AUGACCCUUUUCCAACCUCCUUCCGCCGUUGAAGCUCGAAAGCAAGCUCGUGCAAAUGCUCAAUUCGGUCCUCUGAUCCACCCGAGUCAUCGAUAUACGAGUCAGCAUGUCGGUAAAGCCUUUGUGCAGCCGGUUAUGGAUGAGCCUCCUUACUACUAUCUCAUCACCACAUACAUAAGCUACUUGAUCCUGAUCAUCUUCGGUCACAUUCGAGACUUUUUCGGAAAACACUUCAACUAUCACAAAUAUCGCGACCUGCGAGUUCGUGAUGGCUACGCCCCGCUGCACAGCGACUUUGACAACUUUUAUGUCCGACGAUUGAAGAAGCGCAUCGAUCAGUGCUUUGAACGGCCCAUUACGGGUGUGCCGGGACGCUACAUUACGUUGCUGGAUCGAGAAUCGAAUAAUCACAAUGAAUCCUUUCGUCUCACCGGCACCACGACCGAAACGCUCAACAUGAGCUCGUACAACUAUUUGGGGUUUGCCCAGUCCGAAGGACCUUGCGCUGAUGCCGUCGAGGAGUCCAUUAAAAAAUAUGGUGUUUCGGUUAUCAGUACCCGCGCGGACGUGGGUACGUCGGACUUGCACAUCGAAGUCGAAGACCUGCUGGCCAAAUUUGUGGGCAAGCCGUCUGCCAUGGUCUUCUCCAUGGGAUUCGUCACCAAUGCGAGCACCUUUCCGGCCUUGGUCAGCAAAGGCUGCCUCAUCAUCUCCGAUGAGCUCAAUCAUGCCUCGAUUCGUUUUGGCGCCCGUCUGACUGGUGCCAUGAUCUCCAUGUUCAAGCAUAAUGACAUGAAGGAAUUGGAGAAGCGUCUGCGUGAGGCGAUCUCGCAGGGCCAGCCUCGCACUCACCGCCCCUGGAAGAAGAUUCUGGUGGCGGUGGAAGGUCUGUAUUCCAUGGAGGGUACCAUGUGUGACCUUCCCGGCCUGGUCGCUUUGAAAAAGAAGUACAAGUUUAAUCUCUUUGUGGAUGAAGCCCACUCGAUUGGUGCUCUUGGGCCGAGAGGUCGGGGCGUCUGCGACUAUUUUGGCAUUGAUCCCGCAGAGGUCGACAUUCUGAUGGGCACCCUGACCAAGUCGUUUGGAGCCAAUGGUGGCUAUAUUGCUGCCGAUAAAGCCGUCGUCGACAAGCUUCGAAUUACCAAUGCGGCCGCCGUCUUUGCCGAAGCUCCCGCUCCCCCGGUGCUCAUGCAGAUCCUUACCUCGUUGAAACUCAUCUCUGGCGACAUCCUGCCCGGUCAAGGAGAGGAGCGCUUGCAGCGAUUGGCCUUCAAUUCACGAUAUCUCCGACUCGGUCUCAAGCGGCUUGGGUACAUUGUCUACGGUCACGACGAUUCCCCAAUCAUUCCUGUCAUGCUCUACAAUCCCGGAAAGAUGUCUGCGUUUUCCCUAGAAAUGCUGAAGAGAAAGAUUGCCGUCGUCAUCGUCGGAUAUCCGGCUACUCCACUUGUUUCAUCUCGAGCCAGGUUGUGUGUCUCCGCUGCACAUAACAAGGAGGAUCUGGACAGAGUCCUUGCAGCCUGUAACGAGAUUGGAUCGAUAUUGCAAUUGAAGUUCUCUAGCGGGAAAGCCGGCGGUCUCGAAACAGCCUUGGAAUACCCACCACCCGAGGAGGACAAGAAAUUGGUCAACUCCAAGCAUGACAGUCUUGCUGCGCUAGAAGCGCUUAUCAAACCCCCGCGGUGGCGUAUGGAAGACAUCUUGGCGAGAGGCGUUGAGGACACCAAAAUGCCGUUGUAUUAA
Molecule: messenger RNA, 1743 nt
Organism: Xylona heveae TC161
Lineage: Eukaryota; Fungi; Ascomycota; Xylonomycetes; Xylonales; Xylonaceae
Product: PLP-dependent transferase
Exons: 1
Coding region: 1-1743 (580 amino acids)
Biological process (GO): ceramide biosynthetic process; sphingosine biosynthetic process
Cellular component (GO): serine palmitoyltransferase complex
Molecular function (GO): serine C-palmitoyltransferase activity; pyridoxal phosphate binding
Source: RefSeq, a predicted model, not a curated record